UUCACCAUCCCUCCCGCGCUAGGGUUUCUUUGUCGUCGCAGAGUCAGCCGUCGCCCGUCGGAGAGCUCGAAGGCACAGAAAUGGCGAGGAUCAAGGUCCACGAGCUGCGGCAGAAGUCGAAGGCGGAUCUGCUGAACCAGUUGAAGGACCUCAAGGCCGAGCUCGCUCUCCUCCGCGUCGCCAAGGUCACCGGCGGUGCGCCUAACAAGCUCUCCAAGAUUAAGGUGGUAAGGUUGUCGAUUGCCCAAGUGUUGACCGUCAUCUCACAGAAGCAGAAGGCUGCUUUGAGGGAGGCCUACAAGAAUAAGAAGUUCUUGCCCCUCGAUUUGCGUCCCAAGAAGACCAGAGCGAUCAGAAGAAGGCUUACCAAGCACCAGGCGUCUAUGAAGACGGAAAAAGAGAAGAAGAAAGAAAUGUACUUUCCCCUGAGGAAAUAUGCCAUCAAGGUUUAGUUCUCCCCUACGAUCUUGGGUAUCUUCUCUUUGUAGUCAGCGAAUCCAACCAUUGUCACCUUUUGCCGUUGGCCUCUCAAAAUUCUUCUUGGUGGGGAUUCUUUGCACUAUUGUUUUUAGGCUCGAUCUAUCACUUUUGUCGAGCGUUCUGCUCAGUGUUUAAUUAUCAUUUUGCUAUUAAUGUUGAGUUUAUGUCAACUGCCAGAAAGUUUGAUCUAUCAUUCGACAGAGCCAUUCCUCUCUGAA
Punica granatum (pomegranate) is the source of this 698-nucleotide messenger RNA. The record is from RefSeq and is a predicted model, not a curated record. NCBI's taxonomy places the organism in Eukaryota, Viridiplantae, Streptophyta, Magnoliopsida, Myrtales, Lythraceae.